Messenger RNA from Syzygium oleosum, 983 nucleotides. RefSeq names its product acid phosphatase 1-like. The coding region runs from base 168 to 956 and encodes 262 amino acids. Gene Ontology annotation, molecular function: acid phosphatase activity. The record is from RefSeq and is a predicted model, not a curated record. The transcript is spliced from 4 exons. NCBI's taxonomy places the organism in Eukaryota, Viridiplantae, Streptophyta, Magnoliopsida, Myrtales, Myrtaceae.
UUGGUUGGCUUACAUUCUAUGGUACCUUCUUAUCACAAGAUUCUUCAAUCUCUCUAUAUAUUGAUCAACUUUGAGCAUGGAGUGCUACAACUUUGUUCAAGAUCAGCUGUGAGAUCAGAAGCAAAUUCAAAAUGCCUCUAUCAUCAUCAUGUUAGGAUCAAACUCACAUGAUAAGAGCCAUGGCGCGUCGGGUACAGGAGCUACUAGCCGUAGUGGUCUUGGCCAUCUUUCCCAAAGCAACAUUCGGCAAGCCGAGCUACCACUCGAGGGCAAGCGACGCGCCAGUGGCGGCAGAAGGCGGCAACAGAUACUGCUUGAGCUGGAGACUCGCGGUGGAGGCGAACAAUAUGCGCGCGUGGCGCACGGUCCCACCCCAGUGCCAGCGGUACGUUGAGUCCUACAUGACCGGGGGGCAGUACGACUGGGACCUCAACCUGAUCGUCAACCAGAUCGCGGCUUAUGCCGACAGGAUCUCUGUGUCUGACGACGGCAUGGACGCUUGGGUCUUGGACAUUGAUGAUACAUGCAUUUCCAACAUGUUUUACUACAAGGGAAAGAGAUAUGGAUGCGACCCGUUCGAUGCGGCGGGGUUUAAGGCGUGGGCGGUGCGAGGAGAGUGCCCGGCAAUACCGGCGGUGCUGGAGCUGUUCCAGAAGCUGGUUGAUGAUGGCUUCAAGGUCAUCUUGCUCACGGGCAGAGACCAAGAAACUCUUGGACCUGUCACUGUUGACAAUUUGCUUGAUCAGGGAUUUGAUGGCUAUGAGCGUCUGAUUAUGAGGACGCAGGCUUAUAAAGGGCAAAGUGCAAUUGCAUACAAAUCAGACAUAAGGAGGCAAUUGGUGGAAGAAGGGUACAGAAUCUGGGGGAACGUUGGGGAUCAGUGGAGUGAUCUUCAGGGUCAAUUCGUGGGCAAUCGAACUUUUAAGAUUCCUAAUCCCAUGUACUUCGUUCCUUGAGAACAUUACAAAUUCGAUUAUUCCCAU